Molecule: messenger RNA, 1095 nt
Organism: Hevea brasiliensis (rubber tree)
Lineage: Eukaryota; Viridiplantae; Streptophyta; Magnoliopsida; Malpighiales; Euphorbiaceae
Product: vacuolar protein sorting-associated protein 2 homolog 2
Exons: 11
Coding region: 205-855 (216 amino acids)
Biological process (GO): protein transport; endosome transport via multivesicular body sorting pathway; late endosome to vacuole transport
Cellular component (GO): multivesicular body; ESCRT III complex
Source: RefSeq, a predicted model, not a curated record
GAAGCCCAAAGCACGCUCCCCAAUGGCGGCCACUAUUCGCACACACUUCUCACUCUCCGCUUUUGAUUGCCAUUAAACAGAGAGAGAGAGAGAUCUGAAAUAAAGGAUUCACUUGGCAUAUUUAGAAGUAGGGUUUUCGCAUUUUCUACAGAGGUGCUGAGGAAAAGAAGGGAAGAGCUGAAAAGAGGAUUUUCACUACUCACCAUGAACAUCUUCAAGAAGAAAACCUCUCCUAAAGAUGCUCUGAGGGUUAGCAAGAGAGAAAUGGCUGUUGCCACCAGAGGAAUUGAACGCGAAAUUGCAUCUCUUCAAUUAGAGGAAAAGAAGUUAGUGGCAGAGAUCAAGCAAACAGCUAAAACAGGAAAUGAGGCUGCUACUAGAAUCUUAGCACGUCAACUAGUUCGGCUGCGGCAACAAAUAACAAACUUGCAGGGAAGCCGUGCCCAAAUUAGAGGUGUAGCUACUCACACACAGGCACUAUAUGCCAGCACUUCAAUUUCUACUGGAAUGAAAGGCGCAACUAAGGCUAUGGUGGCAAUGAAUAAGCAAAUGGCUCCUGCAAAACAAGCUAAAGUAAUAAAAGAAUUUCAGAAGCAGUCAGCACAAAUGGACAUGACGAUUGAGAUGAUGUCAGAGUCUAUUGAUGAAACUUUAGACAAAGAUGAGGCGGAAGAAGAAACAGAGGAGCUUACUAAUCAGGUGCUUGAUGAGAUUGGUGUGGACAUUGCAUCUCAGUUAUCUUCAGCUCCAAAGGGUCGGAUUGCAUCAAGGAAUACUUCUAAUGUUGUUAAAAGUGCUGAAUCUCCUGAUGUUGAGGAUCUUGAAAAAAGGUUGGCAUCCCUUCGACGCAUCUAAGCUAGAAAACUAUGAUGUUCUCAGACUCAGACAUGUUCUCAGACUCAGACCUGUUCCAUGUAAAUUUUCUUCUAAAAAUUGUAUUAGUAAGAUUGCUAUCGUUAUAUGUCUAUUUAUUUCUUAAAAACUGUAAUAGCGAUAUAUCACGGCCCUUGGAGUUGAAGUUUCAGUGGCAUUGUGUCCUUGAAAUAAUCUCUGCAGACUUCACCAAAUUACUUAAAUAGAGCUGAUUUAAUUUUC